Aspergillus brunneoviolaceus CBS 621.78 is the source of this 969-nucleotide messenger RNA. Its product is annotated as putative SNF7 family protein Fti1/Did2. The transcript has 2 exons. Gene Ontology annotation, biological process: late endosome to vacuole transport; endosome transport via multivesicular body sorting pathway; protein transport. The record is from RefSeq and is a predicted model, not a curated record. The coding region runs from base 32 to 661 and encodes 209 amino acids. Gene Ontology annotation, cellular component: multivesicular body; ESCRT III complex. NCBI's taxonomy places the organism in Eukaryota, Fungi, Ascomycota, Eurotiomycetes, Eurotiales, Aspergillaceae.
AUUUUUGGUGUUAGCCUACUCACUGCCCAACAUGGUUCGAAAGGACCCGAUCUUUGAGGCUCGUACCAAUGUCAAGCUGCACUCCAAUCGCUUGAAAAAAGAGUCUGCCCGUGCCGAAGCGACGUUCAAAUCUGAGAAGGCGAAGGCCGACAAGGCAAUGAAAAAUAGAGAGUUUCAAAUCGCUCGCAUUCAUGCCGCAUCUGCUGUACGUGAGAAGAGAAGGCAAGUGACUCUCCGAGCCGAGGCUGCUCGCGCAGAUGUCAUCAUCAACGAACUCAAGGCAGCACAAAGUACGCGAGAUACCUCCCGGACUCUUGCCUUAGCUUCAAGGGGGCUGGAUGCGGCUUCGAAAAGUGUCAACCUAGAGAAUCUGGUCUCACACGCAAACAAUUUUCUGGCUCGCUCCGAGGAUUUUAAAAUAGCAAGCAGUGCCAUAGAGGAUGUCGCCCAGGGUGUUUCGAUGCAGGAAUACGGUGCGGAGGGUGAGGCCGAUGUUGAUCGCUUGAUGGAACAACUUGCAGACGAUGCCGGCGUAGAUCUGCGCAUAGCAUUAGAGCAAGAUGCUGCUCCUCGUGAGGAAGUCAGGGAUCAGAAGCAAGUUGACUCGGAGUUGGAGGAUGGUCUGGGGGCUAGACUAAGAGCUCUACGGGCAGCAAACUAGAUGUGACUCUGUAUGGUCUAUACUCCGUUUGUUUUGUUUUGUUCUUGUGUCUUGAACUUUGAGCAAUAUGUGUUGACGCGAACACGGUGGAGGCAAGUGGCAUUUUCAUUAUUACUGGUCAGGCUUGUUGUUCAGAUUGCUGCUUUGGGUGUUGACCGGCUGCUUCUUAUUUCAUCUUCAUCAAGCGAUAUCCUAAAGGGCUUCGACACAGAGCAUAUGGCACGAUGACCUGUCAUAUAUCGAUCAACAACCAGGCCAUACAAUCUAAUUCAUGGCCGAGCCAUGUUUAUUUACUGAUUCAUUUCGAU